Molecule: messenger RNA, 1623 nt
Organism: Corylus avellana
Lineage: Eukaryota; Viridiplantae; Streptophyta; Magnoliopsida; Fagales; Betulaceae
Source: RefSeq, a predicted model, not a curated record
AUGGAGUUAACUUCUUCUAUGGACUGGAGCUGGUGUCUGUUUGCACUCCCAGCUGUUGUGGAAAGCCAAAACUUGUUGUGUUUGGUUUUCUUUUCUACCCUCAUGGCCCUUUUCUCAGUUGCCUUUCUAACCUGGGCUUUCUCCACUGGAGGGUUUGCCUGGAAAGAUGGCAGGAACCAAAUGGGCCAGGUCCCGAUUCCUGGACCUAGAGGCCUUCCUCUCUUCGGCAGUUUAUUCACCUUGAGCCACGGCUUGGCUCAUCGCACUCUUGCUCGCAUGGCUUCCUCCAGUCGCGCCACCCAGCUCAUGGCUUUUAGCUUGGGCUCAACCCCUGCCGUGAUCUCCUCCGAUCCCAUAAUUGCUCGUGAAAUCUUGACCUCUCCCCAUUUCGCCAACCGUCCGAUCAAGCAAUCCGCUAAGACCCUGAUGUUCUCCAGGGCCAUUGGGUUCGCUCCAAAUGGAACGUACUGGCGGCUCCUAAGAAGGAUUGCAUCAGCUCACCUAUUUGCGUCGAAGCGCAUUGCUGCUCACGAAGCCGGCCGCCAGCUGGACUGCGCCGCCAUGUUGCAUGCCAUCGCCAAUGAGCAAUCACUUCAUGGCACCGUUUCCUUACGAAAGCACCUUCAAGCUGCGGCGCUUAACAACAUUAUGGGGACCGUAUUUGGAAAAAGAUACAACCUCACGUGCAAAAAUGCUGAGGCUACAGAAUUGCAUGAGAUUGUUAGAGAAGGGUUUGAGGUCUUAGGUGCUUUCAACUGGUCUGAUUAUCUCCCAUGGCUCAGCUACUUUUACGACCCUUUUCAUAUCAACGAACGCUGCUCAGCUCUAGUGCCUCGUGUCAGAAAGCUUGUAAAGAAAAUAAUAGAUGAGCACCGCCAUGUUGAUUCCAGCCGGCUCUCUGACAAUUCUGAUUUUGUUCAUGUUCUACUCUCUUUAGAAGGGGAUGAGAAACUUGAAGAAGAUGACAUGGUGGCCGUCUUGUGGGAAAUGAUCUUUCGUGGUACUGAUACAACUGCACUAUUAACUGAGUGGGUCAUGGCGGAGCUAGUCGUGAACUAUGAUGCGCAAAACAAGCUUCACCACGAGCUUGACUUUCUUGUGGGAAACAAAAACGUCACAGAUGCUGAUGUGGCUAAAUUGCCCUACCUCCAAGCUGUCAUAAAGGAGACCCUACGUCUCCACCCACCUGGGCCCCUCCUCUCAUGGGCCCGGAUAUCCACGUCGGAUGUCCACUUCAGCAACGGCAUGGUGGUGCCAGCCAACACUACCGCCAUGGUUAACAUGUGGUCAAUUACCCAUGACCCGAAAGUGUGGGAGGACCCUUUGGUGUUCAAGCCAGAGAGGUUCUUGAAGAGUGAAGAGGGUGCUGACGUGGACCCCAGGGGAGGGGACCUCAGGCUCGCACCCUUUGGGGCUGGUCGUAGGGUGUGUCCUGGCAAGAACCUAGGGCUCGUCACUGUAAGCCUUUGGGUGGCUAAGUUGGUGCACCAAUUCAAAUGGGUUCAAGACAAGGCUAACCCAUUUGACCUAACUCAUGAGAUCCUGAAGUUGUCUUGUGAGAUGAAGAACCCUCUCUUUGCUGUGGCUGUUCCAAGGAAUGGUGUUCCAGUUAUUUACGGUUAG